Didymodactylos carnosus is the source of this 6513-nucleotide messenger RNA. The record is from the annotation of a GenBank genome assembly. Lineage: Eukaryota; Metazoa; Rotifera; Eurotatoria; Philodinida; Philodinidae.
AUGAACCAUGAAGAAAGUAAAUAUUUACAAAUUGUAUUUGAUGUUAUUGAUGAUAUGUACAAGUUAAAUGAUAAAAAUAAUAAUAAAAAUGAAAUAUUUUCAUGUUUUAAUGAUGAUGAACGUAAUCUUGUAUUUAUUGAUGGCACUACUCGAAAGAAUUUUCAUGGAACAUUUAAUAUUCAACCAAUAAUCGUUAAUAGGGUAGACUCGCCUGAACAAUCAUCAACAAUACCAAUGGUUAUUUCCACUCAUCGAAAACAAGAUGAAACAAGUCAUCAAACAACACAAAUGGAUCGUUGGAAACAAGACGAUUAUGAAAACCGUUUACGUUAUUCGUUAACAAAAUUACAACUACCCGAAUGGUUUAAUCAUGAUUAUGUGGCUACACCACCAAAUGAAUUAAGAAAAACAAAAUCACAUGGAACAGUUGGACGAUGUCAAACAUUGACAAAUAAUUUUAAUGGUGAUCAUACUAAUUCAAAUUCUAAUACAAACUCACCAAAACUUUUUGUAAGAAACUGUCGUCAACGUUCAUUUAAUAGUCCAACACGAUCGUGGUCGGGACAUAAUUCAAUUAAGGAAUCAUCAUCUGAAUUAUUCUGUCGCCGUAGUGUACCAAUGUAUAUUCCAGGAAAACAACGUGUUGCCCAAUCAUCAAACUGGUAUAAACCUGUUCAAUUACCUCUAGGUGAACAAAAUACAACAACAAAUAAUCAUCCAAUUAAAUAUAAUCCAGUUCGAAAUAUGAUAAAAACACCAAUAAGUGGCAUGAAUCAUUAUAAACAGUGGAAUUCGUCUAUUUCUCAAACGAAAGAAUUACCACGAACGUUGCCAACUAUCUACAGUUUGGAACAACUAAAACAGGUUAAUAACUUGAAAAAUCAUUCAAAUAAUGAUACUAGACAAUGUAACAAUCGACCACAAAUUGCGUUAGCUAACAAUACUCAUCACGCAUCAGAGAGAAAGAAGAAUAAUAUGUCUAAACACAACGAAUCCCCUGUAACCAGUACGGAAAAUAAUAUACCGAAUGAACAACAGUUAAAAUACGAAAACGAUAAUAUAUUACAGAAUAUUUCACUCGAUAUCAGCAGUGAUUUAUCUGAAGAAAAAGAUGUGACAAUUCGUAAAGAAAAUGUUGACAAAUCGUUGUCUCGUUCGACUGUAUCAUCAUUUAACAGUUGUAUAUCACCGCAAGACGUCACAUUGUUACCACGUACAAAUUCGUCGAAAAGUGUUUCAUCGACAGACUCGUAUCGUUCAGCAUUACCGCCAAAUAGUUUACUAGCUGUCGAUUCAUCGUCUUACGCAAGUGUAAAUGAUCGUUCAUUAUCAUCGUAUUAUACAGCCACUGAUGGUGGAAGUAGUUCAACAUCAUCGAUUACGGGAUAUGAUACACCCACUCCUCAAAUCGAAGACGACGAUGAAAGUUCGGUACAAAGUUCUACAUCUGAUUUAAGUCAUGCAGAAACAUUAGAACUGGAUGAAAAUGCAAAAAGUACAGAUUUGUAUGAUUCAGAAAAAUUCGAAGAAUCGACAAAUGCCGAAACGGCAAUCAAUAAAUCAGAACAAACAAAUAAUAAUGUUGUACAAAUUAUAUCGCCAUUAGUCGUUAAUAAUUUACAAAACAUUUCCGAAAAAAAAGAAAAGAAAACAAUGAUUGCUCUAUCUGAUUCUCAACUAUCAAAUUCGCAACGUCGUUUAGGAGGUGGUAUAGAAAUGGAAAUAUCACCGGAUGGUGAUAGAAAUAGUUUAUCAUCUUCUAGUACCGAUUCAUCGUCUCAUUUUUCACAACAAAAUGAUCAUUGGUAUGAAGGAAAUUCAAUAGCGACGUGUAUUCAUCGACAAAACAGUAUAAACAAUAACAAUACAACACUUGUAGCAUCAUCAUCAUUACCAAAUAACUUUAGUAAACAUUUAUCAUCGGAUAGUUUAAAACGUCAUUCAGCCGGUAUCUAUCAGACAAGUACCAGUGGUUUAAGAGAAAUUCCUAACGAUGAAAUAUUACGUGAAGUCGAUCUAAAUGAUAUAAAUAAUGUUGGAGAUGAAUUUUUUCUAUUUUCUCCCCGAAAUGAAAAUGAAGAUGAUAAUUCGAGUAAAGAAGUUAACAUUUCAGCUAUUCCUAAUGUAAACAACAAUAACAAUAGUAUGCAUAAUCAAAAUAAUCGAUUGUAUGCAUUUAUACCAUCAGACGAUGAUAAUAAGAACAAUAACAAUCAUGAAGAUCUGUUUCCUACGGAUACAAACGAAUCAGAUUUUCACUAUUCCACAACACGAGAUCCAUUUGGAUUUGGAUGUACAACAAUAACGAAUCUUGAUGAUAUUAUUGAUGAUAAUCAUGAUGUAACCAUGAUUAAAAAUUAUCGACGACCUUUACAAGAAGAUAUUUUAUAUGAAGUUGAAAAUGAAAAUAGUCAUUCUGAUCAUAGUCCGAAUACAACAUCUGUUAUUGCUCUUGAUGACGCGUAUCCACAAACUGGUACAGACGAAAAACUUUGGAAUGGUAGUCAUAUAACAGCAAGCGAUCAACCAGUUGAUGUAUUAAAUGAUAAUACUAUUAAAAGUACUUUUGAUUUCACAGAAAUAAUAGAUAAUUCAAAAGUAGACGAUACAGCUAAAUCUAUAAACGUUGAUGAACAAAAAUCGAAAAAGUCGGCAGAGAAUAUAUUAAUCACGCCAAAAUCACCAGUGCAAGAGUUAGAAGAAAUGACUAGUUCGAAAAAUGAUAAUAUAUUACCGAUUUAUAUUGCGUAUUCACUACCACCUCUGUUUUCCACUCAGGCUCCAACAGCAUUGAGCGUUGAUACAUCGACAACAACAAACAAUAGUUUGAAACCAUCCUAUUUGCUUCCGUCUAUGAUGGAAUCACCGCAAUAUUGUAAUUUAAAAAAAUGGGAUAGUUUAAUUAAUAAUAUUGACGAAUUAUCAAGCACAUCCAGUCCAUCGUCUUAUACAUCAAAAAUACGUCAUCGUCAAUACAGUGUCGGCUCGUAUUAUGAUCAUAAAAGUACGACAACAGCAACACAUCAUCAUCAUACAUGUCUAUUAGGAAGUGCCCCCGUUAGUCCAAUCGGUCGAAAUGAUAUACUCAAUACAUUCGUUGUACGCCAUAGCCCAGUCUCACUGGGAAGUGCAGCACUCAGUGCUCUACGCCGGAUGAAUCCUUUCAUGGAAACAUCCGCGUCUCAAAUACCAACAAUAUCACUUUACCAGCCAAUUAUCAUAAAUAAUCGAAAUAUUCAUUCUGAUCCAUCGAAAACAGUUGGAGACAAUGAUGUUUUAAAUUUAUCGUCUGAUAAAAUCCAAAAUGAAUCUAACACAUCUGACUCCAUUGUAACAGAUAUUGUGACAAAAGAUGAUGAAGCUGAACAUCAUGAUCUACAUAAUCACAUCGACAAUAAAACUCAAAAAGUAGAAAAAGAAAUUAUCGAAUCAGUAACUCAGAAUACUUACGACGUACCAUCUCUGUUACCUGAUCGUAGUUCAUUUCGUAGUUCAAACCAAUUUCAACAAUACGAAGUUCCUCAGGUACCGCAUAAACAAUUAAAUCUUAAUGAAAUGGAUGAACCGCAUAUUUAUCAAGAAAUUCGUCCGAUGUAUGAAGAACAAUUGCAGAAACAAAACGGAAAUCAUGAAGAUUUUCAGUUUAUUCGCGGUGCCAUUGAGCGUGUGUUUGAUUUUCAUACGGCUAGUAAUGACUCGGAAGCAAGUGAUGCAACACCAUACGAACACAUUUCCGACGAUAGUGUAUCAUCAUCCGAAACAAAGUCAUCUCAGUAUAAAACAACAAUUUCAAAGAAUAAUGAUAAAUCAUCAGAUAUUAAACAUAAUAAAUCGAUUUCUGAAGAAAACGCUCCAUUUCCGGCUGUUGAAGCAGUACAACGAUUUUAUCGGAAUAAUAACAACUACAAUAAUACUGUUUAUGUUAAUAGUGAAACAAUAGCGAAAAAAUUGAUACCUGUUACCAAUCUGGAUGAUAAUUUUGAAUAUCUAAAUGAACCAAUGCUCAUAGCACCUACAAAUAAUGAUAAAAAUUCUCCAAGUCAUGUAACACAUAAGAAUACAAUCGACGUAUCAAAACGAUUUGAUUUGUCAAAAAUUAAUGAAGAGGGAAUUUCAGCAACAAAAUCAAAAUCAAAAUCAAAAUCGAGUGCGGGUGCAGUUGAACAAGAAAUCAAUAAUUCUGAAGUUGAUGAUACACUGAAUGACAUUGAAGAUUAUCUAGACCAAGGGAAUAAAGAAAGCUCGCACACAAGUAAUGAAAAUUCACCAGUUACAUCAACACAACAUGCGGUUGUACCGAAAACUAUCAAACCAGCACAAGAAACACAAACAGAAAAGUUCAAUUUUGAUUCUCAUGUUAAAGCAACGAGUAGUCCAACAGAGAGUCAAAGUACAAUACACUCUUAUCAAACAGCAAAAUCUAGUUUACCAGUUGAUAUUGUAACAACAGUUAUUUUGGAAAAGGAAGGUGAUGAUGAUGAUGAUAAUGAUGUGGAUAUUGAAAUGAUUGAAGGUGAUAUGGUAUUAUAUUAUGAUGAUAUUGAAAUCGUCGAACAUUCACCCAUUUCUAGUACAUCUGCAUCUUCAUCCGAAGAUGUUAUUCCUCAACCACCUCCACCGGUACCUGCUCGAACGUUGAAACCAAUGCGAUUACUGAAUGAUGUUAAUGAUGAAACACGAAUUGUUUCUCAACGAAAAGCAAGCAUUGAAACCGAUAUAGAUAAUUAUAUUGAAUCCAGAAAUAUAACAAAUAAUUUAACAUAUGGACAUAUUCAAUCAAAUAAUGUCAUCGAGGUCAUACCUUCAAAAACAACGAAAACAAGUAUUCGAAUCGUUGAUGAAACAAAAAUUCCUCCACUUCCACCUCGUCGUUCGUCAUCUGACUUGAGAAAAUUUGGGGUUAAUAUGGUAAACGAUUUAUUAAAUAGAACUGACUAUAAAAAAGAUUUUUAUGUAACAUCCAUACAACCUUAUCCUCGAAUUCCAUCAUCACGACAUUAUUGUGGAAAAAUUAAUGAAAAUUACAACAAUUCGUCUUCUCGAACAAGUAGUGGUAGUAGCGGAGCAGCAGUCGAAACAUCACGAAAUUUGAAAAAACAAGUUUUACCACUCGAGCCAAUAAUCAAAUCGCGCACAUUACCAGCGACAAUAGGUGAUCAACAAGUAAAUAAUACAGCUAAUAUUAUUGAUCGUUUAUCUACUCAAUUAUCUCAAUCGCCUACCUCUUCUCGUUUACCGCCAAAAAGUCCAUUUGCCACACUUCCAUCAAGAACAACGAAUCCACAUCCGUCUAUUAAACAACAACAAGUUACACGACAAACAUUAUCAACAAACGCACUAACAAAACAAAUUCAAAACGCAGUGAGUAAAAGUAGUCUGUAUGGAUCACAGACUGUCAAUAAUUUGUCAACAUCUACAAAAGAGUUACGAGAUUAUGUAUCGGAUACGUAUACACCUGAUGAGUCAAAUAUUAUUGAUGAUAAUGAAAUCGUGCAUGUAAGAAACGAUGGCAGUGAUCAAUUGUUUAAACGACAACAACGAUUAUCACGUAGUUUUCAUAAUGUAUCCGAUUAUCAUGAUGCACAUACAACUCGAACCUUACCGUCAAAAUCCUACGAAGAUAAUCUAGAUCAUGUUGCUGAUCGAUUACCAUUACCACAACAACACUCUCAGCUUAAGACAACAUUGUCUCAAUCCCGUUUAUCGCCAACAGUUCCUCUAGUGCCAAGUACAUCAACUCAAGAGGAUAAUGCACGAAUGUUAUCGAUGAAAUGGUAUACCGGACAAGUAUCUGAAAAUUCUGAAAUUUGUUAUAUGAAUAAGAACAAUGAUGAUUUGUUGAAAGGAUAUAUCACUGCGCAUGGUACACGUGAAAUGAACAAUUUAUUCGAUAAACUACAUAAUUCAACCGAUGUUCGUAUUCAAGCCGCAUUAGACGAUAUUCGAUUACGUGUCGUUCAAUUCGAUCAAUCAAAAAGUCAAAAUGACUUACAAGCAUUUAUGCUCUAUUUAGAAAGUCGCCUAAAAGAUUUGAGCAGAAUAUCAGUAAUUCCUCGAGAUAUCAAUGGUGACGAUAAUCGAGCAAAACGAACACAAUCGCAAACAUCAUUAAGAACAAGUUCAUCGAAUGAAAAUAUAAUUGACAAUAAUCAAUCGAAUUCAAAUGAGAAAAAUAAACAACCAUCAAGACAACUUGGCAGACAACAAAUGAGGCCAACGACAAAUGGACAUUCUAAUACUCAAAAACGGCGCCCUAGUACAAAUCGAGAUAAAGAAGAGGAUUUAGACAAUGUACUGAAUACCAUUCUUGCUUUACCGAAAAAAGGAGAGACUACUCUGUCUCGAGAGACUAUUAACAAAUCUAUCAACAGAGAUGGGUCUACUCCUUUACCAGUGUCAAUUACAAAUAAGGAUCAAAUUGGCAAGCGACUGUUUGAAAGUGCAUUCACAGAUCAACGAUUAUUAUACGAUGGUCCCAAAAAGAAAGAGGAAUUAUUCGAGACAUCUGUCUGA